Messenger RNA from Pectinophora gossypiella (pink bollworm), 10191 nucleotides. RefSeq names its product neurexin-4 (gene Nrx-IV). The record is from RefSeq and is a predicted model, not a curated record. NCBI's taxonomy places the organism in Eukaryota, Metazoa, Arthropoda, Insecta, Lepidoptera, Gelechiidae. Bases 119 to 3949 code for a protein of 1276 amino acids. The transcript is spliced from 25 exons.
UGUUGUCCGGCUUGAUGAAACUGACAACGCUCGUAAUGAUCAAACAAAUUUUUCAGUUAUUCUGACUGAUAAAAUACUUUACGCUUCCUAAUUUCAUAUUAGAAUCAAGUAUGAAAUUAUGAUGAGCAAUUUCGUGUAUUAUUUGUUUGUCUUGCUUUGCUACAGCAUAACGAAAUCCGACGCAGACUCCGUGAAAUAUUAUUAUGACUACGAAUGCAAUGAGCCUCUAGUAGCGACAUCAAAGCUCACGGCCACUUCUAGCUUGAGGGACAGAGGACCAGAGAAUGCCAAGUUGUAUGGUCUUAACGCAUGGACGGCAUCGGAGAGUGACUUCGAUCAGCAGCUGAUCAUAGACCUGGGGACCGUCAAGAACAUCACCAGGGUAGCCACCCAGGGCCGCGCCCACUCCCAGGAGUUCGUCCAAGAGUACCACAUAAGCUAUGGGUCCAAUGGCCUGGAUUACGUUCAGUACAAAGCUGCUGGUGGUGAAGUCAAGAUGUUCGAGGGCAACCACGACGGCAACACGGUACAGAAAAACGAAUUUGAAGUGCCGAUCAUAGCGCAGUACAUCCGCAUCAACCCGAUGCGGUGGCGUGACAAGAUUUCCAUGCGGGUCGAAGUCUAUGGCUGCGAUUAUGUGGCGGACACACUCUACUUCAACGGUACAUCUCUAGUCAAGGUGGACCUCCUCAGGGACCCGAUAUCGGCCUCCAGAGAGGCGAUACGGUUCAGAUUCAAGACCAGCACGGCCUCAGGGGCGCUGCUCUAUUCCAGAGGCACGCAAGGAGAUUAUAUUGCUCUGCAACUCAGGGACAAUAGAUUGGUGCUGAAUCUCGAUCUUGGCUCCGGCACAGCAACAUCCUUAUCAGUAGGCAGUCUUCUGGACGACAACAUCUGGCACGACGUGGUGAUCUCGCGCAACAGACGCGACGUGUGGUUCUCAGUGGACCGCGUCAUCGUGCGCGGGCGCAUCAAGGGCGAGUUCUCGCGCCUCAACUUGAAUAGAGCUCUCUACAUAGGCGGCGUACCGAACUUCCAAGAAGGCCUGGUGGUGAACAAGAACUUCACCGGCUGCGUGGAGAACAUGUACCUGAACGCGACUAAUGUCAUCAGUGACUUGAGGCAAGGCUACGAGGCCGGGGAACCCUUCAAGUUUCAGAAGGUCAACACGCUCUAUGCUUGCCCUGAGCCACCAGUAGUCCCAAUAACGUUCCUAAAAGCGAGUGCUUACGCUAAGCUACGCGGCUACUCCGGCGGGCCGUCGCUCAACAUCUCAUUGGAAUUCAGGACAUACGAGAGCCAUGGACUAUUAGUUUACCACAAGUUCAAGUCUGAGGGAUAUGUCAAGGUGUACAUAGAAGAAGGCAAAGUGAAAGUGGAGUUGUACACGGAAGCCUCCCCGAAGAUACGGCUAGACAACUAUGAAGAGGAAUUCAACGACGGUCGCUGGCACUCCAUGCUGCUUACCAUGGCCACUGACAGUCUGACUCUGGCUGUCGACUACCGGCCUGUCAAGACCACUAAGAAGCUAAGGUUCUUUACUGGCAGCACUUACUAUAUUGCUGGUGGAGCAAAAGCGCCCCCCCGUGGGUUCAUUGGCUGUAUGCGCAAGAUAGCAGUGGAUGGCAACUACAGACUGCCGACAGACUGGAAGAAGGAAGAGUACUGCUGUCCCAACGAGGUCGUCUUCGACGCUUGCCAGAUGAUUGACAGGUGUAACCCCAAUCCAUGCGAGCAUGGAGGCGUGUGCACGCAGACAUCAGAGGAGUUUUCCUGCAACUGUCAAGGCACUGGCUACGCCGGCGCUGUGUGCCAUACAUCGAUCCACCCGCUGUCCUGUCAAGCCUACAAGAACGUGCAGGCGGUGUCUCAGUCGGCAGAGAUCCACAUUGACGUCGACGGCUCCGGCCCGCUGCCUGCCUUCCCGGUGACUUGCGAGUUUUAUUCGGACGGGCGAGUAAUCACAGCAGUCCAGCACUCCGUGACAGCAAACACGGUUGUGGACGGUUACCAGGAGCCGGGCAGCUUCAAGCAGGACGUGGAGUACGACGCGUCGCGUGCGCAGCUCGAAGCGCUGUUGAACAGAUCCGACUCUUGCUGGCAGCGGCUCGAGUAUAUGUGCCGGCAUUCGAGGCUGCUUAACUCGCCUAGCGAGGAAGCCAACUUCCACCCGUUCGCGUGGUGGGUGUCCCGCACGGGGCAGCGCAUGGACUACUGGGCGGGCGCGCAGCCCGGCUCGCGGAUGUGCGCCUGCGGCGUGCUGGGCGCCUGCAGCGACCCCACCAAGUGGUGCAACUGCGAUGCCGAGUACUCGCCGCUGAAGCCCGACGAGUUCCAAGUAGACGGAGGCGAGAUAACAGAGAAAGAGUUCCUGCCUGUGAAGCAACUCCGAUUUGGCGACACGGGCAGCCAUCUUGACGAGAAAGAAGGACGGUACACACUCGGCCCGCUACUGUGUGAGGGAGACGAUUUGUUUGGUAACGCGGUAACGUUCCGUAUAUCAGACGCUGUGAUUAUCCUGCCAAACUUCGACCUCGGCCACAGUGGCGACAUCUACUUCGAAUUCAAAACCACCAGAGAAAACGCUGUGCUCUUACAUUCUAAGGGCCCACAAGACUACAUGAAGCUGUCCAUCAUCGGUGGAGACCAGCUGCAAUUCCAAUUCCAAGUGGGAGACACACCACUCGGCGUUUCCGUGGAAACCAGCAACCGCCUGGCUGACAACCAGUGGCAUUCCGUGUCCAUUGAGAGGAACAGACGGGAAGCCAGAGUCGUGGUAGACGGAGCCCUGAAGAACGAGAUCCGCACGGCCAAGGAGCCGGUGCGCGCCCUGCAGCUGUCCACGGGACUCAUCCUGGGCGCGGCGCUCGACAGGAAGGACGGCUUCGUGGGCUGCAUGCGGGCGCUGCUGCUCAACGGGAUGCCCAUAGACUUGCGCUCUUAUGCCAGGCGAGGAUUAUACGGCGUGUCGGAAGGCUGCAUGGGCAAGUGCGCAUCGUCUCCCUGCCUUAACAACGGCACCUGCCUCGAGGGCUAUGACUCAUACUCCUGCGACUGUCGCUGGACCGCCUUCAAGGGACCGAUUUGCGCUGAUGAAAUCGGCGUGAAUCUCCGCCCGAACUCGAUCGUGAAGUACGACUUCCUGGGCUCGUGGCGGUCCACGAUCGCGGAGAAGAUCCGCGUGGGCUUCACUACCACCAACCCCAAGGGGUUCCUGCUCGGCUUCUACUCCAACAUCUCCGGAGAAUACCUGACGCUUAUGGUCUCCAAUUCGGGUCAUCUCCGUGUAGUAUUCGACUUCGGCUUCGAGCGUCAAGAGAUCAUCUUCCCGAACAAACACUUCGGUCUGGGCCAGUACCACGACGUGCGGCUGUCUAGGAAGAACAGUGGCGCCACUAUGGUGUUACAGGUGGACAACUACGAGACUAAAGAAUAUAACUUCAACAUAAAGGAGUCGGCGGACGCGCAGUUCAACAACAUCCAGUACAUGUACAUAGGGCGCAACGAGAGUAUGACCGAAGGGUUCGUGGGGUGUGUCAGUCGCGUCGAGUUCGAUGAUAUAUAUCCAUUGAAGUUGUUGUUCCAGCAAGACCCACCGCCUAACGUGCGGAGUCUUGGAGGCGGCAUCCUGCACGAGGACUUCUGCGGUGUGGAGCCGGUGACGCACCCUCCAGAGCCCAUCGAGACGCGGCCGCCGCCCGACGUCGACCUGCAGCGGGAGCUCGACUACCACAAGACCGACGAGGCGAUCCUCGGCACUGUGCUGGCGUUCAUCUUCCUGCUACUGAUCGUGGUAGCCGUGGUGUUAGUGAGAGCGUUGUCACGACACAAGGGGGAAUAUCUCACACAGGAGGAGCGCGGCGCGGACGGCGCGGCAGACCCCGACUCGGCCGCGCUGGCCGCCGCCACCGGCCCAAGGGUCACCAAGCGGCGGGAGUUCUUCAUAUAGACAUCCUCACAGUACCACUCAACCAUCAACAAUACCAACUUAGGUAACGGCCAUAAACCAUCAUUCUGCGAGAACAUGCCAAUGUUAUUUAAUUCCUAAUUCGAAAUUCAAAAAUUUCAAUCUUUGAAUCACAUCACAUCACCGUAUGACGCCCACUGCUGGGCAUAGGCCUCCCCCAAGGAUCUCCACGACGAUCGGUCCUGCGCUGCCCGCAUCCAGCGGCUUCCCGCAACCUUCACCAGAUCGUCGGUUCACCUUGUAGCGGGCCUACCCACUGAGCGUCGUCCGCCAAUCUUUGAAUAAAUCGAUGUAAUAUAAACCUUUGAUACAACGAUUCGACAAAGUCAAUAACUCAUUUGUCAACAUAGCUAGCGAGAAAUGGGUAUAUAUGUACACACUUCUUCUUAUCGAGUCGAUGGCAAACUAAAUAGUAUCGUCCCAAAACUUGGCAACAAGUAUGGCGCUAUCUGCAGCGCUCAUCAGAUCCUCCUGCAUGCAGGUGUUCGGGCACGCAGGACACGAUGUAAGAUGUUCCAUCGUUUGGGGAACAGUGCCGCACUUGCACUUUAAGUCCGAGCCAUCCAAGAAACCCCACCUGAACAAAUUGUCCUUACUUCGGCCCACCUGAGUCCGAAGUCUAUUUAGAGACUUCCAGAUAAGCCAAGACAAAUCAAGACCUGGCGGAGGUCUCUCGGAUGGCGGAACGAAACGGUUUGGGGGGUGGGUGUACCCAUUCCUGCCACUAUACACUUACCCUACCCCUUCUGGGAUACAGUCGUGAUGCUCUGUUAUGUUACCUAAUUUGUGAGUGAAAUCUUUCUCGCGCUGUUGUGACUAUAUGACCCAAUGUCUAGUUGCAGUAUUGUUGAUCGAAGACCCAAUUAGUGCACUUAUUCGAAAAGAUUGGUUCAUUUGAUAUUUCCAAAGGAUCUGAACUUAAAACUAUUUUAAGUGUAGGUAAAACUUGAAAUCAAUUAUUGCACUUAUUCGACAAGAUUGGUUCAUUUGAUAUUUCCAAAGGAUCUGAACUUAAAACUAUUUUAAGUGUAAGUAAAAAUUUAAAUCACUACUGUGUUGACAAUCGAUUGAUGAUAAUGUCACGAUAAAGCCAUUAUCACCAAAAAUAAACCAGUUUAAAUUACUAUAAUAGGAAAAUAAUUAGCUUUAUAAAAAACUGAAAUUUAUGUCAAAACGUAGUCUCGAUUGCUAAGUACAUAAACAAUAAAACACGGAAUAAAAAAAUAUAUUCAAUAUAAGCAUGAAAGACAUAAAAAAGAAACAAAUAGAAGGGAUAUGUACGCCAUAUAUAUACGAGAGUUUACCAUCUUAUAAAAAAAAUAUUUUUCAACUGUUAAUCAUCACAAUAUACACAGAAACACAAUAAUAAUGUUAGCUAUUGCACAAAUGUGGCUAAGACUGCGAUCAACGGAUCCUUUCCAACGUUUUGAUUAAAAACAUAAUAUAUUAAUCUAUACUAUUCUCUCUCUGUAGUAGUUAACUACUUGAUUAAAUACGUCAGGAAAAUAAAUAAGGUUAUUAUUUUUACCUUAUUUAACAUUAAAUCUCCUAUCGAUCCGAUAAAAAUGUUCACAAAGCGCGUCAAUCUUAAAAAUAGACUUUACAUAAUUUGUGCUUGUAAACCACUGCCAUAUAGUAUAAAUAUACUAUCUGCAAUGUAAAUCUUAGUUAUUAUUAAUCCACUACUACCUUCAAAUGAGCUAUAUUGCUUCAAUGUAGCCCCUCAGAACUUCACAAAUUGAUUACUUGUCAUUUUAUUCUUCUGAAAAAGUAGAAUACUGUAUUUCAAUCUCUAGUGAGUAUAAAAUAAAUAACCAAGAGCUUUGGUAGAUAUUGCUACUAAAUUGCAUUCACAUGCCAAAAGAUUACACGUUUUCAACGAUAACACAAAUAUUAAAAAAAAAAACAAACACUCAAACCAUUAAUAACUCAAGUAUAAUAUUGAUCAUAAAAAAUAAACUGUAUACAAUUUUCGUCUUUCAAACUAUAGUAUAAGAUAACCAGGUAUGCUCUAAAGUGACAGCUAACAUUUCAAGGUUAGCCCAGCUGACGUCAUCCCACCCUGCGUUGCCAUUUCGUAAGAAAUAAGUUACCCACGACCAAUGUUUUUAAUUUACUUUUCAAGGCAAUCUUGAAUUUUUAGUAAAAUAUUUACUUACAGUUUUAAUGUGACAAGUAAUAGGAAUUAAAUACAUUCAUUAAUCAGUAAUUCACUUAAUUUUCAAUAAUAAAAUUUACGUCUUUGACAACCAAUUUAAUGGCAACACUUACGUCAUCAAACGCCUAGCAAUGGCGGCUUGUCAUAGGAUUGACCAUACCGGGUUUUCUUAUACCAUAUUUCAAACUAGAAAAAAAUCGUGACAUUUUGUAAUAAAACUUACGAUAAUUUUACAUUUUUAUACACAAAUCGGAUAAAAUGAUUCUAAACUUUUCUCUCCCACAAUGUGCCAUUCGGCUCUUUUAUAAUCUCAAAAACUAACAAAUAUCAAUAUUUCAUGAAUCUCUAAUCACUUCGGAACCUCACGACAAAAUAGUAUUGUAAAUUAGCGUAUAUAUUUUGCUAUUGUAACUAAAUACUCGUGGUAGAAUAAUACUGGACGCGAGAAUAUUUACUGUAAUCUACCUUUUUGUAUUUGUCAUUUAUUUUUCUUCUUUUUUUAUAUGGCGUGCUAAUGCGAGUAUGAAUGAGGUUGUAUUCUUUACUCUAAUAUGAACACUGUCAGCAUCUAUUCGCACUUUCACGGCAGUUUCGAGGCGAUAGCGUGCGGUCUCUCGCUCCUUUGCUAGAGCAAAUGACGAUUCUGAGUAACAGAAAAGGAUACUCUUAGAAGCGUAGGAAAGUGCGAAUAGGUUCUGACAUGUGGUUCAACCCUAAUGGACGAGUGGGUGUGCUGUGUAUACUAUACAUCUCUGCCUACCCCAUUCGGGAUACAAGCACGAUGCUAUGUUAUAAACAUAAAAGUUUGUAAGUUAUUUUCAUUUGGAAAAAUUAUAAGACAAGUAAAAAAAAUUAUAAUAGCGUAGGUUAAAAACAGACUCGUAUUAUUUAGAGGUUCGACUGUAAGACCUAUUGUACAUAGCAAUAUAAUGUACCCACUUUAGGACUCUGUCGCACUAACAUAUUUGACAUUUACUGAGACUUACGGUUCAAUUUGUCAAAAAAGUUAAUGUGACAUGGUAUCAAAGUGUAUACAUAUUAAUGCUCGUGACCGUACAUGCAUUUGAAUACAAAGUGACAGGUUUUAUUCUACCAUGUGGACACUUAUCUAUUUUGUAAGUAAGAUUAAGUAUAAAGCCUUUUUACACGAUUGAGACUGUCUUGUAAAGGCAGUUGAGUCAGUACCGAUCAGCAAUCAAUGAAGAUGAUUCUGGUAAACAUAAUUUUAAUUUAGUUUGACCGUUUUAAGAACAGAGCUGCUGUCCUUUACUUACGAUAAGUGAAAGAAAGAGAUAGAGUUAGUUCUGGAACUGACAAAGUAAAUUAAGUUCGUGUCUUUCAGAAUCGACUCCAUUAAAGUGAAGCCAUAUUUGUCAGCACCUCAUAAAACUUUCCUAUACUUCUAUCCUUUUCUGUUACUCAGAGCUCUCUCGCUCUAGCAAAUGACGGUUCUGAGUACCAGACAAGAAUAGAAACAUAGGAAAGUGCUGUGAGGUGUGCCAGAUGUGGUUUCGCAGGAAAGAUUAUUUUUGUUCCCGCUUUUUCUUCGUUUUACGUUCCUUCACGCAUUAGUUCUUCACAUUUUAGUCUUAUCGUGUGAAAAGGCGUAAAUUUGUACUUCCAAAUGCAUUUUUUACACGAAAUUCAUCUUUGAAAUCAGUUACAUAUCGUAUAAAUGAUAUGGGCUGGUGGCUUUUGAACCCUACAAAUUAGUAUUAAGUUAAUAUAGGUUCUAUAUUGUGUAUCAUUUUAUAAUAUUUUAAAUGUGUUUUUGUAAUAUUUGUAUCAAUUUAUGUUUAUUACAGACUGCUUUGACUUUAUGACUUUAAAAUUAGAUAUUAAUUAUUAGUUCGUGACUAACUUGAAUUGUGUGAAAUUAUUAGUUAGUUUAGUUUCCGUCCAAAAAUGAUCUUUCUUUACUUAUUUUAUGUAAUUGUGAUUAGUUUUUUUGAUGAAUCAUGAGAGGUUUUUUUAAAGAGCAUCUUGAAAUCAAGCCAUUAUAUUUAGGUCACAGUCCUUUUCGAGUUGUGGUAAGCUUGUGUUACUUUGUAAGUAUUAUUAUCACAGUUGCUUUUCUUUAAAAAAAAACAUAUAGAUUGCAUAAUCGUGACUCUUGCGAUCCUUAAGCGCUUUCAUAGGACACCAGUAUGCUAAUACCAGUACACACAAUUUUAUUUUAAAUUAUAUCUGUCAUUUUCUUAUCCGCCGAAAAGGAAAGGGACGGGUAAUCGACUGCCAUAAACUUUAUGGUACACACGUCAAUUUUAGUCAGGAAUUUAAAACACCCUCCCUAAAUUUUAUAUUGGCCAAAAACCCGACAGAAUUAAGUUGACAGGACACACGUCAAACAGGUUGCAUAUCAGAGAAAUGCAUUAUUUAUUCGUCCGGGUUAUUCGUUCAUUUUAAAAUUAACAGUUGUCAAUUUGUCCCUUUCAUUUUCGCCGGAUAAGAAAAUGACGGGUAUAACUUAAAAUAAAAUUAGGAGGUGUCUACAGGAAUCGGGGUCACUAUAUUACAAAUUAUAAAAAAAAACAACUGUGGUAAAAAUAUCAGAUGUGACGUGUUAAAUAACACCAUGAAAAAAAUAAUAAUACAUUUUUUAUGUUAUUAGGUAUCUGAAUUGUUAUUCGGUCGCAAUAUGCACAUUAUUUUGAACACUAUAAAAACUCCUUGUGACUAAUGCAUAGCAAUUACAUUCUUAUGCUUCAUUGCUAUUAUUUUCAAUGUCCUUACAUAAAUAUUGUAACGAUGCUUGUGUCUUUCUAUAGACUAUAAUAUUAGACCAGUAUCUGACCCCAUUUCUUUUUUAUUUCUAUGUUACAUCACAGCGAAUUCUUUUCAGGGACAAAUAUAAAGACAUGAAUUAUCCGUCAACUGUAAAAAAAUGUAUUAAGUAUUGUACUUAUCUACCUAUUAUCUGUUUUCUUUGAAUGUUCCUUGUGUCGGUUUUAUUGUGUACAAAUAAAUAAAUAAAUAAUAAUACACAACUUCGGUCACAAGCUCUCACUAAGAAAUACAUGUGAUAAAAACAUCGGCUUAGAUAAUACCACGGAAUGGAAGAAAGAAAAGAAAGCCCCUUACGCGCAUUUUGUAUGAGACCCUCUGUCGCCGGUUCAACUCCACUCUCUUUUACUACCACUCCUGCAAACAGAUAACUUUGAUAGAAUAGAAUUGACAUAGUUUAUUAUAAAAGGACACACAAAACAAGACAAUACAUCAUUUAAAAUUCUCACAAAACAAUUACAAAAAAGCAAAACGAAUGUCCGUCGAAAUGAUCAUAAGGUGGUGGUGGACGUCCUGAGAAAAAAGACCUCACUCAGCACAAGUCGCGGCGUGAACCACGACGCUGGUAUUAUAUGGACCCUGCUGGGUUAGGCACUCUUAACUCUACUGUUUCUCAAAAUCCAUUGCCACUUUACCGGGAAUGUAUAUGUUAAGUGAUAGGCUGCAAUUUUAUCAUUACUUGUCGUAACAUACUGUAUGCAAAAGUAUUUUUUCGACAAUUAGCCGAUAUUAUUAAGGUUUUAGCUUUCCUGUGAUAAGGAUGGGAUCUCCUUGCGUGAUAGUCGAUAUUUGUUUUAUUUACCUGCAGGUUAUAAUGCACUAGACAACUUUUUAAUGUACAGUCAUGAGCAAGUCAUGUACCCAUUUUAGAACCCUGUCGCGCUAUCAUAUUUGAUAUUUAAUGAGAGUUACGGUUUAAUUUGUCAAAAAAGUUAAUGUGACAUGGUUUCAAAGUGUAUACAAUAUUAGUACUCGUGACCGUCCUAUCGUGGAGCUCCGCGUGUCGUAAAUUUGCGUACGAGGAGAGUAAAAGUUGACGCAUGGACUGUUUGCUCAUACUUGUAUGGCGCGCUUUUUGCGUCCCUUCCAAUCUCUUUCCUCUAUUCCGUGGAUAAUACAAUGGUGUUAUUUACCGUCAUAGUUUCGUUUGUCAUACGGUAAGGUGCGGUGCCUUAUGUAGGAGCGAGGCACGUAUUGUAGUUCACAGACACGUAGUGUGUUGAUAUUAGAGUUUUUAUUUUACUACUUCGAUAUCACGAAUAAAUUUUCCACAAAUACAUUA